AUGACGGUCCCACAAACCCCUACCCUCCCAAAGGACCCUCUCUUUUCCAGACUCCUGGAAAUAGCUGCUCAAAAAGAUGACAAAAUAAUCGUCAAUGACUGCAGCCGUGGCACACAGUUCGGCUAUCGUCGAAUCCUUGAUGGCACUGUGAAACUUCAACAAAGGCUGCAAAGGCUCCUCGACAAGUCUAUAUUGGACAACCCCGGCGGCUUCUACAUCGCUCUCUUAGCCCCGAAUGGCUAUGAAUUCAUCACUGGGGUUCUUGCUGUGUUGGCGAUUGGUGGAGUAGUUGUGCCUAUGCCAACAGGCGCACUUCCAGCCGAAGCGUCGUACAUCCUUCAGCAAUGCGAUGCUCGCUGCCUUCUUGUUACCUCAGAGCUAGUCAGUCUCGCUGCACAGAUCAGAGAGGAAAUCAAUAUUCCUUCGCUUCUCAUCGACGAGAGCACUAGUGAUGACGCCAAAAGUCUGUUUCCGGUCACAAGCUAUAUCCUCGAUCCAGCGCUCGCAGUUUCCGAAGAGAUCCCUAGUAUAUUAUUCUUCACGUCAGGAACGACAGGUCCUCCCAAAGGCGUUCUGCACGCCCGUCGCACAAUAAACAAGUAUGCCCGACAGAAAGAAUGGCCCGAGCCAAACGACGAGCUAUGCAUAAUCCCCCGAGGCGCAUUCUGGUCCAUUUACUUCACAAAGCUAUUCCAGAUGCUUCUCACAGGUGUUCGCAUUGAGGUCCACAAUUUCGGACGCAACUACAAUCUCAUCUGGGAGAAGCUUCGUGAGCAAACGGCCACCAAGAUCGUCUUGUCUCCGACUUUCUGGUAUGGAAUGAUGAAAUACUUCCAGAAUCAUAUUUCGGUCGAAUUGCCGGAGGAUGUGGUUGCUGAGUAUAUUAAUGGAGCCCGUUACCUGCGCGAUGCGUGCGCAACGGGGGCCAUGCCUUCGAGUCGAAUCAAGGAAUUCUGGCAAGAUAUGAAUGGUGGGCGGCCGCUCAAGGUGUUGUAUGGGUCUACGGAAACGCAGGAGAUAGCUGUUUGUGGUAUGGGGUUGAAAGGUCUAGAGGUGAGGCAUUGCCGUCAUCGCCAUCGCCAUUUGGCUCUGGGACGCUAUCUAUACGAAACGGCUAAUAGCUGGAUGCAGGAUGACUUGGGAACGCCUCUUCCAAAUGUAGUUAUGAAGCUGUCCGAAGGAGAAGAGGGAGAGGUUCUUGUCAAGACGGCGUCUCUAUUUCUUGGGUGCGUGUAG
This is a messenger RNA of Penicillium atrosanguineum, 1236 nucleotides long. RefSeq lists its product as uncharacterized. Gene Ontology annotation, biological process: fatty acid metabolic process. The record is from RefSeq and is a predicted model, not a curated record. Gene Ontology annotation, molecular function: medium-chain fatty acid-CoA ligase activity. NCBI's taxonomy places the organism in Eukaryota, Fungi, Ascomycota, Eurotiomycetes, Eurotiales, Aspergillaceae. The coding region runs from base 1 to 1236 and encodes 411 amino acids. The transcript has 2 exons.